Molecule: messenger RNA, 1255 nt
Organism: Fragaria vesca subsp. vesca
Lineage: Eukaryota; Viridiplantae; Streptophyta; Magnoliopsida; Rosales; Rosaceae
Exons: 5
Coding region: 321-983 (220 amino acids)
Molecular function (GO): cysteine-type endopeptidase inhibitor activity
Source: RefSeq, a predicted model, not a curated record
CUCAAAUAAAGAGCAACUCUAAAACAGUCAUUUACCAAGAGCAUAAUAGCAAAUUAUUCAAAAACAAAAGAUGAGAAGGAGGAGGAGGAUUUCGAUUUCUCUCACCUGGUAGAAACGGAGAACAGGAACGACCGCAGGACGGCUCUCACAUCCAACCCUAAAUAGGAGAGGACAUUAUUUAUAAUGUUUAUUGAUGUAUAAAAGGCCACAAGAGAAACAAAGGCCCGGCCCAUACAAGACAAUUCUUAACCUGCAAAAGAUCUCGAUCUCGAGAGUGAAAGAGGCUAGGGCUCGAAGCCGAUCGGGUUCCAGGCUGUAUAAUGGCUUUUCGAUGUGUGCUUGCAAAGCUGGGGAAUAUUUGUGUUCGGAGUGCGCGCAGGAGAUUGGUAGAAAACAAACCUCAAAAAAUUUGGGAUGAUGAGAAAUACCAAAAGCUGCUGAGCUAUCGCAUUGAAGUUCAACGACUGAGUGAUGGUAGUCGCUGUUUUUUGCUUCCAUCAGAUGAUUGUCUUCCAUAUGCUCAACCUGCGGAUGAUCCCAACAUUAUGGCUUGUGCUCAUUUGGCAGUGGAAGAGUUCAACAAACAAAAGGAUGCAAAACUUCAAUUUGUGAGAGCGGUGAAGGCAUAUCGCCAGUACGAUUCGUGGUGGCAUUCAGACAUGUACUAUUACCUAACGUUGGAGGCAGUUGAAGCUGAAGUUGUUAAAACAUACCAAGCAAUAGUUCUUGAAAAAGAGAAUGAAGACUGUCCUAAUAAGCUAGAGCUUCACGUAUUUGGUCAGGUUGCUGACGAUGGCAGUAGGAGUAUGAUGAUACUAUAUGAUGACCCUACUAUUUAUUGGACAUCUGACAACCGAGAUGAUCGAUCAGUGGAAGGAAUAUUAUCAAGCACAAGAGAGAUAGAGGUCGCAUUGCAAACAAGGAAAGGAUAUGUUCUCGAGGAUGAAAUACUUGGCUCGUUGCAGGCGCUUCCCCUCCAAUAAUCUUGUUUAUUGUCUACUUGGUGAAAUUUGAUAUCUAUGAACAUGAGAAUCUUCAGUUUGAAUGUAUCAAUCAUUUGGAUAUUAUAUGUAUGUUUCUUGUCCGUUAUUAUCAAAUUUUUUUUCCAAUAAAUAUUAACUUGUUUAUUGAAUUUCUAUACUUGGAUUGUUAAGACUUCUUAAGAACUAGACAUUGUAUUUAGUGGAAUUCAGACAUGUAUGUAACUGGUAUUGAAUUCGAAUAUCAUAAGGAAUGUAGCAGACAAGUUCAGAUC